Molecule: messenger RNA, 837 nt
Organism: Manihot esculenta (cassava)
Lineage: Eukaryota; Viridiplantae; Streptophyta; Magnoliopsida; Malpighiales; Euphorbiaceae
Exons: 1
Coding region: 1-837 (278 amino acids)
Source: RefSeq, a predicted model, not a curated record
AUGGCAUUCCAAAAUAAGGAGUUUCUUCAGUGGCCCAAGCCCAUGAAGGCUGAAGCAAGCCAAAGAGAUCCUGACAAAUACUGUCAGUACCAUCGCAUGCACAGCCACGACACCAAUAACUGUUACCAGUUGAUCAGCGAGAUUGAAAGGCUGAUUAAAAGAGGACACCUGCGAAACUUUGUGAAAAAAGCGGAAGGAGAAAGGCCCCAGCAAAAUCCUACUACAGAAAGACCUCAGAGGCCGAGAACAGGAACAGUGAAUGACGGUUCCAGUGGAACCAUCAAUAUGAUUGUCAGGAGAACUGGAGGUCGGAUGAGCAGGAGAGGAAGAAAAAGGGGCCGAGAUGGGGAAGGCAGCAGUACUGAAGUCAUGCAAGUGGCAGAACAUUCUCCAACGGUCAUCUCUUUCUCCCUAGAAGAUGCCCACGGCAUUCAGAUGCCUCACAACGAUGCUCUCGUUAUUGAAGCCGUCAUUCAUAACUAUCGAGUCAGGAAGAUUCUAGUUGACGACGGAAGCAAGGUGAACUUAUUGUCGUACAGAAUUUUCCAGCAAAUGAGAAUUCUCGAGGAGCAGUUAGUUCGGGAUCAGGCCCCGAUGAAGGGGAUCGGAGGAGUCCCGGUACCUGUGGAAGGAAAGGUGAAAUUGGCUCUGACCCUCGGAGAAGCACCCUUGGCUCGAACUCACUAUGCAGUAUUCUUGGUGGUAAAGCUUCCUCUGAACUACAACGCCAUACUGGGAAGGCCGGUGCUGUAUGAUUUUGAGGUAGUGAUCAGCAUCAGAUACCUGGCUAUGAAGUUACCAACCGAAGCAGGAGUGGGAGUAGUCAAAGGGUGUUAG